Molecule: messenger RNA, 399 nt
Organism: Fraxinus pennsylvanica
Lineage: Eukaryota; Viridiplantae; Streptophyta; Magnoliopsida; Lamiales; Oleaceae
Source: the annotation of a GenBank genome assembly
AUGGCGAAAUUGUACUCAUUUGAGGAGGUUUCCAAGCACAGAAGUAUCAAGGAUUGCUGGCUUGUAAUCGAGGGGAAGGUAUAUGAUGUAUCCCCAUUCAUGGAUGAUCAUCCCGGAGGUGAUGAAGUUUUGCUAUCAUCAAGUGGAAAAGAUGCAACCGCCGACUUUGAAGAUAUUGGCCACAGUGAUUCUGCUAAAGAGAUGAUGGACAAAUAUUUGAUUGGGACAAUAGACAAGUCAACAGUUCCCACGAAACGCACUUUUGUUCCACCACCACCACAAGUCGUGUCCAAUGCAAAGAAGGGUUCGGAUUUCACAAUCAAGAUUUUGCAGUUUGUUGCCCCUCUCUUGAUCUUAGGUCUGGCCUUCAUCGUCCGAAGCUACACCAAGGAGAAAUGA